Molecule: messenger RNA, 1280 nt
Organism: Selaginella moellendorffii
Lineage: Eukaryota; Viridiplantae; Streptophyta; Lycopodiopsida; Selaginellales; Selaginellaceae
Product: auxin response factor 11
Exons: 3
Coding region: 349-1218 (289 amino acids)
Biological process (GO): regulation of DNA-templated transcription; response to hormone
Molecular function (GO): DNA binding; protein binding
Source: RefSeq, a predicted model, not a curated record
UAUCCGCCUCUUCUCUCUCGGUCAGAUGGGACAUUUUCCGUCCUAGACGAAGCUCUCGCUCUUUCUUUCUCUCCCCCUCCAGGCGCUAGGUUUUCGAGAAAGAAAGAAUUGAUCGACGACGCGGCGCGCGAUCGAUCGCGCCGGUAUGUCCAUGGCAUUCCAUGCGUCGAGGCGCCGCGGCCAGCGCUAGCAUCGCCGCUCGCAAGAUCAAGAUCGAGCAAUGGUAGGUUAUCCAGGGAGAAUGUGAGUGGAUUCCAGCUCCUAGAUGUUGAUUUGUGUGGAAUCGUCAUCGUUUCGCUGCUAGGAUCUUCGUCGAGGACGAUUUUUCGCCGUGUAGAACAUGGAUAGAUGGAUUCUAACAAGGAGGACCACAACUAUACCGGGAAUCACUGGACCAGCAGCUACGCAGCAGCUCUAGUGAAUUCAUCCACCUCCAGCGAUUAUGGAUCCGCGGUGGCGGUGAGUAGUAGUCUUCCCGAAGCGGUGGAUUCCUUGCAGAAUUUCGAUGCUAGACUGCUCCAACAAAUCAAGGCUCAGCAUGCAGUAGAGUCCGGGCUACUCCAGCCUUGGCAGCUCCAAAGCAUUAGGCCUCAAACUCGCUACGAUCACCACCAGCACUACUACUUCCAGCUCGGUGGCAAGAGUUUGCAACCUCCAGUGAAUCAUCCAGCGGCUUCCCAGGCUCAACCGUUUGGAUUUCCAUUCCUUGAGACGCAGUUCCAUGAGAACGAAACUACGUCAUCAUCGAUGCCAGCUCUGGGCGAUGGCGGUGCUACCUCUUCAAGGCAAAGCUUGUAUAGCUCACAGGGACGUGCAGCUCAUGGAGCUCGAGGAGAUCACCACGAUCAAAACGCUCAAAGAGUUUCUUCCAGCUUCAAACAGAUGAAGCCUCGAUCCUACACGAAGGUAUUGAAGCUGGGUUCCAUUGGAAGGUCACUAAACAUCGCAAGGUUUAACAGCUACGCAGAGCUGCGAAGCGAACUAGCCAGGAUGUUUGGUCUCGAGGGUCAGCUGGAUCAAAGCUCACACUGGCAGCUAGUUUACAUGGACAAUGACGGUGACAUCCUUCUUGUAGGGGACGAUCGCUGGGAGGAAUUCGUGACCUCUGUCCGUGGCAUUAGAAUCAUCUCGCCAUCCGAGGUUGCAAUUUACACCAGCGAAGAGUACGCUGGAACACCGCUGUCGACUUGUCUAACUAAAACCCUCAACAUGCCCUAAAAUCAUAAUUAAGAAUAUUCAUAUCACUUCUUAUUGAUUGUCAUUAAAGCCCUUGUUGAGGA